AUGAUGCCAUCUCCUUCCAAGUGUGCACAAGACCUCCUCUUAACCUUUGCCCUGUUUGUGGCUUCUUCCUGGGCUGAUGGCCUUUCGGUAUUCCCAUACCAUGACUACUGCAUCCUUGGGGCUGGCCCCUCAGGUUUGCAGAUGGCCUAUUUCCUCCAACGCGCAGGCCGCAACUACGUGGUCUUUGAACGUGGCCAUGCACCAGGACGUUUCUUUGCCUUGUAUCCACGCCAUCGUAAGCUUAUUAGUGUCAACAAGCGCUACACGGGCAAAUCCAACAGUGAGUUCAACCUUCGCCAUGACUGGAACUCCCUGCUUAGCCAUGACAGCCAACUGCUCUUCCGACACUACUCUCGUGACUUUUUCCCUCAUGCUGAUGCCAUGGUGCACUACCUAGAAGACUUUGCUUCCUUGCUGGACCUCCAGGUGCGCUAUAACACAUCCAUCACCCAUGUGAUGCUGGAAAAGGAUACCAAGGCAUGGAAUGGCCAUUACUUCAUCCUUACUGACCAAAAUGCACAGUUCUAUAAAUGCAGUGUUCUUUUAGUAGCCACGGGAACGUGGGUUCCCCAUGAAGUGAACUUUCCCGGCUCAGAGUAUGUCGAGGGCUACGAGUCUGUGUCCAUCGAUCCUGAAAAUUUCAUGGGCCAGUCUGUUUUGAUCCUGGGCCGUGGGAACUCGGCCUUUGAGACAGCAGAGAACAUUUUGGGCGUCACCAAUUUUGUACACAUGAUUAGCCGCUCCCGGGUCCGCCUUUCUUGGGCCACUCAUUACGUUGGAGACCUGAGAGCCAUUAACAAUGGCCUCCUGGACACGUAUCAGCUAAAGUCUCUGGAUGGACUCCUGGAAGGUGACUUGGAAGACCUGGUGCUCAUCAAAGAUAAAAAGGGAAAGCUGCACAUCACCUUGCGUUUCUACCUGGAGAACAGCAAUAGCAGCAAAGCAGAAUCUGUCCCCCUUCCGCAGGAUGAGCUGGACAACUUUGCCACAAGAGCACCCUAUGACCGAGCCAUUCGCUGCCUGGGCUGGAAGUUUGACUUCUCCAUAUUCAACAAAUCUGUUGGGCUAAUGAAAGGCAGAGGCAGUAAGAAGAAGUAUCCUUUGAUCAAGCCCAGCUAUGAAGCCAAAGCCACUCGGGGUCUCUUUGUUCUGGGCACUGCAAGCCACUCCGUUGACUUCAGAAAAUCUGCUGGAGGCUUUAUUCACGGGUUCCGAUAUACAGCUCGUGCAGUCCAUCGCUUGUUAGAAGUCCGCCAUCACAGCGUCCCCUGGCCAUCCUCCAGCUACCCCAUUAUGCAGCUAACAAGCGCCAUUGUCAGGCGGGUGAAUGAGGCAUCUGGGAUCUACCAGAUGUUCAGUGUGCUAGCAGAUGUCAUUCUGCUGAAAGAGAAUGCCACAGAAUUUGAGUAUCUGGAGGAGUAUCCGAUCGGGGUCCUGCAAGAUCUGGAAUGGCGCACAGGGAGAAAAGUUGAGAAUGGGCUUUUUGUCAUCCUGAUGGAGUAUGGGAAGAACUUCUCUGGGCCUGACAAGGAUGUCUUCUAUUAUAACCGUGCAGUGGGUGAACCACAGCAUGCUUGGCAGUCCAAUUUCCUGCAUCCUGUAAUUUAUUACUACAAACACCUCCCCUCUGAGCGUGAUAUGAGGCUUUGCCCACCAGACUGGCCCCUGCCCCGCCCUGAUGCCCUCCAUCACAUUGUGGAGGACUUCUUGACAGAUUGGACUGCUCCAAAUGCCCACAUCCUUCCAUUGAGACGCUUUUUGGAGAAUUGCCUGGGCACUGACCUGCGCAGGUUCUAUGCAGAGUCCUGCUUCCUUUUUGCCCUGACUCGUCAAAAGUUGCCUCCCUUUUGUCAGCAGGGUUACAUGAGAAUGCAGGGGCUUAUGGGUAAUGAGAGACUUAGGCAUCACGCAAUAGAAGCAGGGCUGCUUGAAGACUAUGCUGCUGUGGACUCCCAAAAUGAGCAAGAGGGUGGCAGUAUGCAAUCACAUGAACAGCUCCUGGAGGACCACAUCAUACCUAAUCACCAACUACAGCAUCUCGUGAGCACCAAGGAUGAACUUUAGCCUUCUUCCGUCUCAAAAUUUACAAAGAUUGUGGUCAUUCUACAAUGCUACCGAUCUGCAGAGGAUCUCCAGCUUCCAUGAGGUGCAAUUGGGUUCCUAUCCAUUCCUUUAUGGGGACCAGGACUUGCCAAAGAGUUGUGCAGAUCUGUUGUUUAUUUAUGAAGAGCAGAAUGGUUUACAAGAUAAGUGAGGGCUGCAACUGGGAAAUGCUGAGGCAUCCCUUUGCUAUUGUUGCCUGUUGUUGUUUGAUGAUGAUAGAAUCUGCUGUAUGGGCCAAUCUCUGGUUUGUCACAAGGAGAAAAAUGGGAUACAGAUGGCUUGCCAAGAUAUAUUAUUCUAGAUUGCAUGUUUUGUGGUGAUCCACAAGAGAAGUCAUUGGUCAUGAAUGCUAUGUGUACCAUGUUCUUGCAUAUACUUGCAGAUUUUUAUGUGCAUGAAUUUACAAGUAAUGUGGUGGAAUUGGUUGGAUGAGGGACUAAAAAGAUGGUGCUGUUAUUGUCCAGGGCAGGGAAAUAUCCACUGCCUCUAAGAGGGAGGGGUAUCUCUCAAGCUAAGCAUGUGUCCCUUUGUAUCAUGUUGCCAAAACAUACUGCAUCCUUAGACAGUGGUUUGUUCUGGGGAACUGGUAUUCUUGUGUGCCAGCUUGCACUUCUUAGCAGGGACAGUCCUUGUGUCCUUAAAUCAAAUCUACUGUUUGCACUAUACCCCGUUAGAAAGCUUCCUUAAUUCCGUUCAGUCAAGAUGAAAUGGUAUAUCCUAUUUUAGGGGGUUUCCCCUAAAAUAUCCCUAUAUUUUCGGGUUAGGUAGGAAAAUGUAUCUGCACUUUAUUGCACUCCUAUGUCCAGUGAUACACUACUCUCACUCCCUACAAGUCAAGAGAAGCAAACUGGAAAGCGUUAAAGCUCGUUCCUCUUACUUAUGUCCCUGUCAUCUUUAAGAGAUGGAAGGGGUGGGCUUUAUAGCCUCUAACUCUGCACUUAGGUUUCCUAGAUGACACUGCUAUUGAUGCUCCAGGGCCCCCUUGCAGCACUCCAUUUUAGCUCUCUCAUUCAUCCAUAAAUAUCUACUUCUCCUGUCUUGCCUGCUGCAGAGAGUAGAACUGAAAGGAGACUCCUCCUUGAACUAUCUAGCACUAGUACAAAUGCUGCUGCAAGUUAAAAUUCCUCUGGGCAUUCAUUAUAUGGGUUGAUGGUGUGAGAUGGCAUCUGUAAGGCAGCCAAGGCCUGCAGCACAGUGGCAGAGCACAUGUUUUGCUUGGAAAAGAUCCCGGGUUCAGUCCACAGCAUCUGGAGUAACUUACAACUUGGAGAGUCACUGCCAGUCAGAGCAGAUAAUAUGGCACUGGAUAGGCCAAUAGUAAGAGGGAGUUUACUGCAUUCAUAUUAAUGAAGUUGUAGGAAUUUCAUGAGUUAUGAAGCCUGUAAAAAAACAGAUCCUCCCCCCCCAAAAAAAAGGUGGGGGGAGCUCUCCCUACCAGGUAGCUUCUAGUACUUGCUAUGUCCUCAGGAUCUUUUGUUCAGUCCAGAUCAUGUGACAAUCAUACAGAGACCCAUCAUACAGGAAGAUUUUAAUUCCUUGCCUAAGGAAUAGAACAAACUCACUCUGUUCAGCCACUUGCUUCUACCCUGCUAAUUACCUCAAAGAAGCCAGUGCUUUAUAUUAGACACAUUGCCUAACUGUGACAGUUUUCUGAAAAGUAAAGCGGGAAAAGAGACACCUUUCUAUUCGGUUCAUCAUUUUGUAUUAGGGUGAAGAUAAGACGUAUUCUCUUGACCAGUGAUGGUGAGUUAUUCACCUACAUUGUGAAUUUGGCUUUGCAACUGCUGAUACAAGUGCACACACUCGUACAUCCAAUUAGCAAAUUAGCCCCUAUUAUUCCCCCUAUAUUUGUGCAUCACAUCUAAUUUUUUUUCAUGAGGCAUUUGUGCAUAUACGUAUCCAUCCUUCAUUUUAACUAAAUUAAUUAAACCAGCUCUGGGAAUUGAGGGUGGGAAUAUAUUGAUAAUGUCAUUAACACUAGCCAAUAUGUGCUCUUCCCCUUCUGUAACACAAUUGGUGUCAAAAGGAGGAACUGACUUUGUCCAGUUCAAUCUGAAACCAUGCCAGAAGCCUGCAGGUUCACUUUACCCCCUGCACAGCUCGCCUCAAUGUUUAAAGGGUAAAAGGGCAUGAUCAAGAUAGCCAUUUUAUUUUUAACUAUAUAUAAUUCUGCCAUGAUCCAGAAUUUGCUGCUGUUUCCUAACUACACAUGACCAAUACAGCUGGCAGAAUGAGUGGAAUGAAUUGAUUGGUUCAGCAGAAUACAGUUGAAGAGGUUACAGUUUCCAACUAAUAUACAUUUGUCUCUGCCUUCAAGGGUAGGUGUAGCAAAACCUUUACUUUUACUGCCAAACCAAGAAUUUAUGAUGUCACUCCCACAUUCCACUGCUUUGUCAUCAGUGCCUAUCGCACUCAGACAUUUGCAGAGAGUCCUAUGGCUCUGUGGUAGCCUGGGCAGUUACAGAUUAUUUUCUAUCUUUACAAAAACAGAAAAAAAUAUUCAUAUUUCAGUACAGUAUCUUUUAACGCUUACUUUAAAAUACUUGUCAUGAUCAAGUGGAUUCCCAUUGUAAUGUUGUUGUAUUGCAAAUAUGUUUUGUAUGAUUGUGUUCUUUAAGUGAACGUUAAAAAAAUGUUUUCAAAGCUAA
Molecule: messenger RNA, 4751 nt
Organism: Hemicordylus capensis (graceful crag lizard)
Lineage: Eukaryota; Metazoa; Chordata; Lepidosauria; Squamata; Cordylidae
Gene: FOXRED2
Product: FAD dependent oxidoreductase domain containing 2
Exons: 8
Coding region: 1-2064 (687 amino acids)
Molecular function (GO): monooxygenase activity; flavin adenine dinucleotide binding
Source: RefSeq, a predicted model, not a curated record